CCUAUCGCCUCUUGGCGCCAACUUGCCUCGCUCUGCACUCCUUGUGUCUGGUCUCUUGUCCAUGUGGAAGAUCCCCUCCAGUUUGAUCCCGUCCUUGCUCCUACUAUGGCCGCUCCAGCAAGUUUACGCGGCCAACUUCACCUUCACUUACGGGCCGGGAACGCAAUGCGAUGAUUUCCAAGUAUCAUGGCAAGGUGGCGUGGCGCCUUUCAGUCUAACCCUUGUCCCCUCUUAUGGAACGCCGCAAACACUCCCUAUCCCUACUAACGCUUUCAGUAAUAACAAGGGAACGUUCGCAACGACGCUGCUUUUCCCAAAAGGCAAUCAGAUUAUGGCCAUCAUGUCAGACUCCACUGGAUUCGCUUCUGGGGGAGUUUCUCCAGUGAUCACUGUUGGCGCUUCAUUGAGCGGGAAUAAAUGCAACACCACUGACCCUGGUACCGACUUUACCUACGAAACGCCUUUAGCUCUGGCGCAAUGCAGUACCUAUACCUUCAGUGGUUACAGCCUAGGAGCCGUCCAGCCUAUAGUGAUUAAGGGCGUUAUACCGGGUGGCUCUUCCUUCGUCCUGAAUCCCCCUCAAGGUGACAGUUUCGACUGGAUCGUGGAUAUCAAGGCUGGGACGACGGUAUCCUUCAUCAUGACUGACGCCAAAGGACGACAGGGAGGUGCUUCACAGUUUUUGCCUGUGGCCCUCUCCGCCGACGCGACGUGUCUCGACAAGAGCUCCCCCGCUUCCGUUUCCAACGCUCCUUCAUUGACGUCGUCUACUCACUCGGCAACUCAGACGAAGAGCACCAAACCGACUCAGUCAGGCUCUCAGCCAUCCGCGUCCGCAACCGCAACCGCAUCCCCAGAUCCGACGACCACAUCCAACGGUGGAACAAUAGCCGCCGCGAUCGUCGGCACCAUCGUCGCUCUGCUCGUAUUAGGCACGCUUUUCUGGUUCUACCUCCGUCGCCGAAACGGCGGCACGUCCAUGUUCAAGGGCACAUUCGGGCGUCGGUUCCAGAAGAAGGAUGUCGACCUCAUGAAAUCGGACAGCAACCUGCCCCCUCCCGCCUCCCUAAGCCCGUACCCGCUGUAUCACGCGGGAGAAGCUGCGAGCGACGUGUUCACCCCUAACUCGACCUCAAGCCUCAUCAUGGGACGACCGAGCGACGUCGGGUCGGCGUUCGGCGCUGCCUCCACGGUCAACUUCGCUCGUCCUCCUAACUCAACGUCCUCCCACUUCCCUCCGUCUGCCCGCCCUGACACCAUGCACGAUGGCUCGUUGUUCGGCGCCGAAUCUGCGUACGGCGGCGUCGCCGCGUCUGGCUACGGUAGCUCUGGGUACGGCUACGGCACAGCGGCUGCCGCAGCAGCCGCAGCCCCUCGUCCUGAGGGCAGCAUCUUGUCAUGGGACCAGAGCCUCACGUCCAGUGCUGCUCGCCGCAAGGCUGAGCAAGCUGGCGUAUCGGCGUACCAACCUCCUGCGCGCUUCAUCCUCCACACGGACCUCGAGGACGACAUCCCGCCACCGCCAGAGGACGAAGUCAUCGAGCUUCCGCCGCAGUACACAGAGCGACGGGCACCGCCUCCACCUGGAUCGGGCGGCUCACGCGUGUCGGCGUCCUCCCCGGGCCUCGCGUAUCGCGACUCGCACGGCUCGCAGCCGUCAUAGUCGGCGUUCGCGCGACCCUCUUCCGCUCCUUUCUGUCUGCUGCUGUCGUAUAUAGGGUUUUCGGUAUCUAUAUGCGCUGAGCCAUGCCCCCCGUCCUCGAGGCCCUGGUGGUUGUUCCUAUGGCUGCGUUUGUGUUGCUGUUGUUGUCUGGUGGUCGGCUGUUGGUUGGAGCUGGCGUCUCCUUGGUUCACCCGCUUUUUCCCCCUGAGCUGCAUGUUGAACACUACUAUCCUUCUAUAACAUCCCCCGUCGUUCACCUCGCCAUACCCUUGACCCCGCUCCUCAUCUCGCGAUCGCCACGAAAGUCCCCUCUCCGACCCCGUGCUCCUUGCUCCCACAUUCAUUCGACUUCGCAUACACUUCGCAUCCGCACGUCCCUUUCAGUCCGACCGACGCGCAGGUCCCGCGCCGACACCGAACUGGCCGCUCUGGGAGUCCUCUCGUACCGAUGUGCGCAUACCACACGCGGGACGCGCUCCUUCCGUUUCGGUCGCCGUGCUGGCGUCGCGCAGCGCGUCGAAUCCAUCGACAUCCUUAUUGCUAUGAUGCUAUAGUCAUAUCCGCACCUGCCUUCCCCCCCACAUUUCUUCCAGACCUUCCAGCCGACCG
This is a messenger RNA of Dichomitus squalens LYAD-421 SS1, 2272 nucleotides long. RefSeq lists its product as uncharacterized. Lineage: Eukaryota; Fungi; Basidiomycota; Agaricomycetes; Polyporales; Polyporaceae. The coding region runs from base 62 to 1663 and encodes 533 amino acids. The transcript has 6 exons. The record is from RefSeq and is a predicted model, not a curated record.